AUGAAGAUAGCUGCGACUCGCUUCCGGUCAACGUGCACGUCGCAGACCACGGCGUGGAUAGCGCCUAAGAUCUGCGCAGCCUGCGCGACGGACCAAUCUAGGCGCUUCUCAUCACUCAAGCGCCCACCUCCCAACUAUCCCGGCCAUGUACCUCUGACUCGGGUUGAACGCGCCGGUCUAGCCAUUGGGUCAGGCGUCAUGUCUCUGAUCAACCCUUACCGUCAUGAUCUCAUCGCCGCCCUGGGAGAAGCUACUGCGACACCAUACUUUAUCUACCGCCUGCGCGACGCCAUGCUCGCCGACCCAACCGGCCGCCGAAUCCUGCGUCAACGACCUCGCAUCUCUUCCAAGACCUUGUCUGUCGAGAAACUACGCCAGAUGCCACCCAACUCGGUCGGCCGAGCCUAUAUUGACUGGCUCGACCGAGAAGGCGUCUCGCCCGAUACACGAUCGCAAGUCCGCUACAUCGACGACGAGGAGUGCGCAUAUGUUAUGCAACGCUACCGAGAAUGCCACGACUUCUUCCACGCUGUCACGGGGCUGCCCAUCGUCAAAGAGGGAGAGGUUGCGCUCAAGGCGUUUGAAUUUGCGAAUACCCUGAUCCCCAUGACGGGACUGAGCAUGCUAGCCGUGGGCACCUUGAAGGCACAGGAGAGGAGCCGUUUCUGGAGUAUAUACAUGCCCUGGGCCGUCCGAAAUGGCGUCCGCAGCAAGGAGGUGAUCAAUGUGUUUUGGGAAGAGGAGCUGGAGAGGGACGUGGACGACCUGCGGAGAGAGCUCGGCAUCGAACAGCCACCGGAUCUGCGGACCAUACGCAAACGCGAACGCGAGGAGAGGAGGCGCAUGAAGGAGAUGCAGAGCCAUCAGCGGUGA
Molecule: messenger RNA, 873 nt
Organism: Emericellopsis cladophorae
Lineage: Eukaryota; Fungi; Ascomycota; Sordariomycetes; Hypocreales; Bionectriaceae
Product: coenzyme Q biosynthesis protein Coq4
Exons: 2
Coding region: 1-873 (290 amino acids)
Biological process (GO): ubiquinone biosynthetic process
Cellular component (GO): mitochondrion; mitochondrial inner membrane
Source: RefSeq, a predicted model, not a curated record